Molecule: messenger RNA, 1057 nt
Organism: Guyanagaster necrorhizus
Lineage: Eukaryota; Fungi; Basidiomycota; Agaricomycetes; Agaricales; Physalacriaceae
Exons: 3
Coding region: 404-955 (183 amino acids)
Source: RefSeq, a predicted model, not a curated record
GCACGACGCAAACACGAGUCCAUAAGCCACUUACCGAUUAUCAAAAUUCGCCGAUAUUCAAGCAAUCAUUCCCCUAAGGGAGCUACAAUAGGAAAAAUUAUGCAACCCAGCAGACCCAAGCGAUCUGAAAUCCAGCGAUCCUGACCCAUGCGUGCUGCAAAGUACGCUUUCGGGACUCUCGUACGCCGAAACAAAGAUAAAGAUGUCACACGCCGCCGCUUCCUUCUGUGGCUUGCCUCUGCCAUCCUGUGUGAUAAGCCCAGUAACGAAAUGCUCGAUGUGCUAGGCAGAUACGGUGUCCCUGGCAGUGAUUCGGACGCCGAUAAGCCGACUACAUACUUGCCCGGUCGGGGGCUCUAGAUCUUGCCUGGAAGUAAUCUUAACCCGGCGAGAUGUGACUGCGAUGGCAACAGAACAUGGACAAGUUGGAGAAUGGACCACCGGCCAUCUCUUCUUGUAUCUCGUAACACACCCCGUGCGCCGAUGGACCCAGCCAAAGGAAGUAGGAAGGAGAAGCGACCAAAUCUCCUGGUCUUCGGGUUGGGCAAGAGCCAGUCGAGAGAAUCCAAUAUUCAGACCUUAUCCUGCCCGCAAAUUUGGACCAAAGGACCUGUAUGGAACGAGCAUUGCAGCCUGCUGGGUGGUAGAACCUGAAGGGGUCGCACAGCCACUGGGUCAGACUUGCGGAUGGCUGCCAUGUCAGGUCCCCGUAUUCAAUACAGACCGCACCAUUCUUUCCAUGGCAGGUGUAAACGCCCUGCAAGUCGAAAAGCUGCCUCCUGAAACCACUCAACAUUUCGACCGCGACCCAGACACUAACAAGCUCCUUUGGUUUGCUUCGCCCCCCAUGAAUGUGACGCCAGCUCCGACUCCGAAAUACAGUCUGGCAUAUCUGCAUUUCCUAGCAACGAAGCGAAGAAAAAGAUCUGACACCACUCCAGCAAAAAGAAAAUAAAUACUGUCGUCUUAGAAUAGAAGAGUCCUAUGAUACGUAAAACGAUCAAGUGUCCAACGCAAUAAUGAUAAUAUGAGACCAUCUCUAGACGAAAUACACCAG